UACUAGAUUGAUUGCAGGUUUCUCACAGGCAGUUACUUAGUGGAGCAGGAUUCUGGGGAGGGGCAGACGAGAAAGAGGGAGUAAAGGGUAUAGUACAAGGUUUGGCUCUUAGUAGAUGCUGAGUAUUUGUUUAAUGAAUGAAAAAGAAGAAUGCUUUCUUCUUAUGUUAAAGGGUGCCCCUGAAAGAUUACAGCUGGUAUGGGCCUUCUACAGAGCUAGACCAGGCCAGGAUGGCUGUAUCACUAUCAGCAGCUAAAACUCUGGCCUUUCAGGGUACACAGGAACAAGAGAUUAUGAUGAUGGAGCCAAAGGAAGAGGAACUGUCUUGGGAGUAUGAAGCUGGGCUACCUGGGAACCACUCUACCAGUCAGGAGAUCUUCCGCCAGCACUUCAGGCAACUCUGCUACCAGGAGAAUCCCGGUCCCCAGGAGGCCCUAAGCCAAAUACAGAUACUCUGCUGUGAGUGACUGAGGCCAGAGAGACACACCAAGGAGGAGAUCCUGGAGUUACUGGUGCUAGAACAAUUCCUGACUAUCCUGCCUGAGGAGCUCCAGUCCUGGGUGCAGGGACAUCACCCUAAGAGUGAAGAAGAGGCUAUAAUUGUACUGGAGGGUUUAGAGAAAGGAUUUGAACCAGGACUGCAGGUCCCAGGCCCUGCACUUGGACCUGCACAGGAAGAGCUGUGGGAGAAGAAGGCAUCUCUGGGAGCAGUCCAGGAGGCACGAGGCACUAAGUGUGAAUCUCAAGAGACCCAACCUUUCCCAGAGAGUGAACAGAUAUAGUUACAUUUUCCAUCAAUUAUUGCAGAAGAUGGCCCAGAGCCCAAGGACAAUGGAUCUUUGUCACAACCACCCACAACAGAAGUGGAAUCACAGAAAAAUCUCAGAAGUAAGAAAGGGCAAGAAGCAAGAUAACCCUGCCUGGAAUGAAGAUGUGGACUGUUGGAGCUGUUGUUG
Molecule: messenger RNA, 956 nt
Organism: Galeopterus variegatus (Sunda flying lemur)
Lineage: Eukaryota; Metazoa; Chordata; Mammalia; Dermoptera; Cynocephalidae
Gene: ZNF232
Product: zinc finger protein 232
Exons: 5
Source: RefSeq, a predicted model, not a curated record